Psilocybe cubensis is the source of this 1527-nucleotide messenger RNA. RefSeq lists its product as uncharacterized. The record is from RefSeq and is a predicted model, not a curated record. NCBI's taxonomy places the organism in Eukaryota, Fungi, Basidiomycota, Agaricomycetes, Agaricales, Agrocybaceae. The transcript has 8 exons. The coding region runs from base 1 to 1527 and encodes 508 amino acids. Gene Ontology annotation, molecular function: oxidoreductase activity.
AUGGGACGUGCUGCUCUUCUUUUGGCUAUUUCCCUGUACCUGCAACACUUUCUCUCUUGCUCUAGGUUCGCAUAUGCCGCGACUACUGCACCCCCUUCUCCAAAACCACCGGCUACUACAAAGCACCAUCAAGUGCUUAUCUUGGGAGGGGGUGUGACCGGGGUAAUCGCUGCCCGAACGCUGCAUGAACGUGGGAUCGACGAUUUUGUUAUUGUCGAAGCACGCAAUGAACUGGGUGGGAGGAUGCAGACCGCGACGUUUGCGAACAGGACGAUUGAGCAAGGGCCGAAUUGGAUACAGGGCACGCAAGAGGGUAAUGGCCCUGCGAAUCCGAUCUUUACGUUGGCCAAGAAACAUGGGGUGAAGACACAGUUUAAUGAUUGGUUUGGGAGUGUCUCUACAUUCGAUGCGACGGGUGCGGUAGACUUUUUGGAUGUAUUUGACCAGUCUGGUGAUGAUUUCGACAACCUGACUGUUGUUGCUGGCGCGCGUGUGGAUCAAAACCUUGUCGAUCUCUCUGCCAGAACUGGGUAUGGUCUUCUCAAGGCAAACGCAAAAAAUGCUCAUGCUAGUGCAUCAGAAUACUAUCAGUUCGAUUGGGAGUAUGCUCAAACCCCUGAACAAUCAUCAUUAAUCGCUUCUUCCUGGGGUAACAAUUUCACUUACGACACUGACCAAGGAGGAUUUUCAGACGACAAUCAGAUGUCGAUAGAUCAAAGAGGGUUCAAAACUCUGAUUCAACAGGAAGCUAAUGAGUUCUUGAAACCUCAACAAAUGCUGUUAAACUCUACGGUCAAGUCCAUAUCAUACUCCAAGAGUGGUGUCACUGUAACACUGGUCAAUGGCCAAACCCUUACCGGAGACUAUGCUUUAUGCACGUUUAGCUUGGGCGUCCUACAGCACGAUGACGUUAGCUUUAAGCCAGCGUUGCCAGAUUUUAAACAGGAAGCCAUUCAGAGCAUGGUGAUGGCUACAUACACGAAAAUAUUCUUGCAAUUUCCAAAGAAAUUUUGGUUUGAUACGGAGAUGGCAAUUUUUGCAGACUCUGAACGUGGGAGGUAUCCCGUAUGGCAAAGCUUGGAUCAUAAGAAUUUCCUUCCCGGAUCAGGCAUUCUCUUUGUAACCGUGACGGGAGAUUAUUCUGUCAGGAUAGAGGCUCUACCGGAUAAACAAGUCAAAGAGGAGGUCAUGGGUGUCGUUCGAUCUAUGUUCCCAAACGUUACCGUGCCAGAGCCUCUCGAUUUCUUCUUCCCCCGAUGGCACAGUAAUCCCCUUUUCCGAGGAUCUUAUUCAAAUUGGCCCCCAGCAUUUGCCAGCCAGCAUCUUGACAAUCUACGAGCUAACGUUGGGAGGCUGUAUUUUGCUGGAGAGGCGACGAGUAGGAAAUAUUUUGGUUUCCUGCAUGGCGCUUACUUCGAAGGGUUGGACAUUGCAACCAUCAUGGCGAAUUGUAUCAAGGAAGGCUCCUGUGCUGACAUGGAGCAUUUUGCUAAUAUAAAUAAUAUUCUUCCUUUUGAAAAUAACUAG